AGUUCGAAUCGUCGAAUGUUGGUUCUUACUUCUUACCAUGUGGGUUGCUACUUUGCAUACUGAUUCCAGAAAAACGUGUUUCAUUACAAUACCCCAAAAAUGGGGUAUUAACUUUUCUAAGAUUAUUACAAUAAAAAUCCAGCAGUCCAAUAUUUCUGCACCUCCUGUAUAUGCUACUUGCAUAGGAGAAAAUGGACUUGCCGAGAACGAAGAUGUGGUUAUCGGUGCACAGUUUGCCAGAUUAAAUGGCCUGGUUCCUGAUUUGGAGACAGCCUUUGAAAUUUUUUCAAAAAAUGUGCCAAUAGCAUCUUCAGUCAUAGCUGAACCAUGUGUGGAAGAGGAUUGGGAACUACUGGAGCUGAACGUGGAUCAAAUUCAGUCUGAGCUCCUGAAUAAAGUUCGUGUUAUUUGGUCUGGAGCAAAAAUACCCAUAUGGCUUAGUGAUUUUGUAAGCCUUUCUGUAAAAAUAAUUGAACUUGAGCCUAAAGAACCUGUUGCACUACUUGCUGUAGACACUGAAGUCCAUGUCUGUCCACCUAAAGUUCAACCUCAUAUAGGUCCAGUAGUUGAUCAUCAGUUAUCUUCGCUAAAGUCUGUUCUGCUAAAUCUGCUGAAUCAACAUCUUCCCAAAACUCCUGAAAAAUUAAUUAGCACUGCCCUAGAACUCAGAAUACUCCCAGUUGAAGAAAAAGACACCUUUCUCAGAUUAGCUCUAGAAGACAAUCCUGAUAUUGUUAUGCAACCUUAUCAGGCAUUUCUGUCUAAGGUUCAUUGUGGCAUGUUUGACAAGAACCAGAACUACGUCGGCAGCAUUAAGAAUCAUGAGCGCACCUCCUAUUUUACUAUACAUUUCGUCGAGAGUAGUAAAAACUGGCCAAUCUAUUCAAAUGCCAUUUAUUUAUCGGAGGCUAUUAUUCGCCAGCUAAGUUUAAACGUGAAACAGCGUACUCAAAUGCUGGUUCAACUUGAUGAUCCUCUUAAUCGAUGCGAAGAUGUCAGCUUUUACACGUUUGUUGAGGACUACGAUUUAAAAGAACUUGAAAAAGAUGUCAAAAUGUGGUUACAGUCGGUUACGAAGGACAAAGUUAACCUUCUUCUCAAUCACGGACAGCACUUGGAUAUUCCUUGCCUAGUGAAGGGGAAAACAAAUCGCAUAUUUAUUGGAAUUGAAUCAAAAAGCCCAAACUCCAAAUUUUGCCGUAUCGAUGAAACUUCGUUGACCAAAAUUCUAGAGAAGCUGAAAGUUAAGCGUAUACGGUUAACGAAUGCGCCGCAGUAUUUACAGCUGCCGGAAACCGAUUUCCAUAUUCCCGUAAAACAUUCGAUACAACUCGGUGGGGUUAGCGGAAUACUCGAAGAAGCCAUGAAUUUCCUGAAAACUGGCCUUGGUCUCAUUGAUAACAAUGUGUGCUCUUCGUGCACGGGAUGCCGCCAUGGGAAUUUGCUUCUUACUGGUCCACGCGGGUCUGGAAGAACCAGUAUUGCACGUACUAUUUGCAAUCAACUAGAAAGUCAACCAUUUUAUGUUCACUCAGUUUUGAUAGAUUGCUCAUCAUUAAAAGGUAAGAGAGCAGAGACACUCCAACGUGAUUGGGAAAUAAUGUUUCGACAACUACUCGAUCGGGAACCCUCGAUCGUGGUGCUAGACGAUCUUGAUCUCUUAGUGAGUGCUCCACAAAACGAUCAAGAUGACACUUUAAGCGGAGAAGCGUGGUACUACAGAAGACUUGCCGCGCUGAUCUUAGAACUUGCUAAGAGCGCUCCUCUUCUGAAUCAAGUCAUGAUCAUUGCGACAGCUAUAAAUGGAAAAUCACUGCACCCGAAGCUUUACAACUAUGAAUCGAAUCAUUUCUUCACAUGCGAGUUGUCAAUCCCUCCUCUUACUAAAGACAUGCGAUUGGAGAUGGUGCGAAAAAUGUUGGAAACGGAUGGCUUGAAAAUCGAAGAUAAUAUUAACCUGAAUACUACAGUCUCCCGAAUGGAUGGAUACGUGGCCAUUGAUGUUCGUCACCUAAUAGAUAAAGCUACGCAUUUUGCUGCAUCUGAAGCAGGCUCUGUAAGCGAAACUGUGGUGAAAGCCAAGCAUUUGGAACUUGCCGUGGAAGACAACGUUCCUAUCGGAUUACAUGGCAUUGAUUUGAAGCCUUCGGUAGAUAACCGAAUCGCUUGGAGCGACGUCGGGGGUCUCACCCACGCGAAAAAAAUAAUAGUUGAAACUCUUAAAUGGCCUACCCAGUACCCAGAGUUGUUCGCCCAUUGUCCUAUCAGGCUACGAUCUGCCCUUCUUUUGUAUGGUGCACCUGGUACCGGUAAAACAAUGUUGGCUCGAGCUGUAGCUACUGAAUGUGAAGUCAACUUUAUCAGCAUCAAAGGACCAGAAUUACUUUCCAAAUAUAUCGGAGCUAGUGAAGAAGCUGUUCGUGAUACUUUCCGACGGGCCAGAAGUGCCAAGCCGUGUAUCCUGUUUUUUGACGAAUUCGACAGCCUUGCUCCGAGGCGGGGCCAUGACAGCACAGGUGUAACGGAUCGGGUUGUCAAUCAAUUGCUCACGGAAUUAGACGGGGUGGAGGGCCAAGAAGCAGGUUUAUGGGUGCUGGCGGCCACAUCGAGACCUGACUUGAUUGAUCCUGCCCUUCUCCGCCCCGGCCGUUUCGACGUCUCCGUCCGUUGCCCUCUGCCGGGCAAGGAUGAAAGGUUAGACAUCUUGAAGGCGCUCAGCUCCAAACUCCAUCUACCUGACGACGUCCGAUUGGAUGAAAUUGCGCUCGAGACGAAACAUUAUUCGGGCGCGGACCUGCAGGCGGUCCUCUAUACAGCCCAGUUAAAGGCCGUGCAUCAACUGACUCAAAGCGACAACAACAAACCGUCUCCAAUGCGUAUCACUCAUCAGCUGCUUAUGAACGCUCUACGGGAGACCCGGCCAUCGGUCACGGCUUCGGAGCGGCAGCGCUACGAUCGAAUUUACGAGAAUUUUGACGCUGGACGCAGUGGUACGACCGAUGAGCCGGGUCCCGCGCGGGUCACGCUGGCUUAAAAAAAAAAAAAAAAAAGAGGACGGCGGGCGAAGAAGGAGGAAGAAGGCAAUCUGCAUCAUUCUACGUGGAACGUCUUCGAGCGACGUGGAGCGACUUCACCUACAAGGUGCGCGGUUUGCAUGCCCUCAGAGCCUUGGCAUCUUCCCGUUUCAUCCGGAAAAUGUGGAUGGACUUGUACACUGUGGCCGCCUUUCAUCCGCACCGUUUUUCUUACACGCGCGUGUGUUAAUUUUCUUCUUUUGC
Molecule: messenger RNA, 3278 nt
Organism: Daphnia carinata
Lineage: Eukaryota; Metazoa; Arthropoda; Branchiopoda; Diplostraca; Daphniidae
Gene: Pex1
Product: peroxisomal ATPase PEX1-like
Exons: 20
Coding region: 38-3034 (998 amino acids)
Biological process (GO): protein import into peroxisome matrix
Cellular component (GO): cytosol; peroxisomal membrane; peroxisome
Molecular function (GO): ATP hydrolysis activity; ATP binding
Source: RefSeq, a predicted model, not a curated record